Messenger RNA from Sitodiplosis mosellana (orange wheat blossom midge), 1053 nucleotides. RefSeq names its product glutathione S-transferase 1-like. The coding region runs from base 170 to 802 and encodes 210 amino acids. Gene Ontology annotation, molecular function: glutathione transferase activity. Gene Ontology annotation, biological process: glutathione metabolic process. The record is from RefSeq and is a predicted model, not a curated record. The transcript is spliced from 5 exons. NCBI's taxonomy places the organism in Eukaryota, Metazoa, Arthropoda, Insecta, Diptera, Cecidomyiidae.
CGUUCGCUUGCUUGCACGUAUACAUAAAAGUGUCAGAAUUCCUAUAUGAAGCCAUUCGCUUGCAUCGAUGAGCAUUAGUUAUUGGACGCUCGCAUUUCCAUAAAGCCGUACAGAAAUUCACUGUUUCUUCAGUUCUCGCAACAAGUAAAAAAACUAAAUCUAAUUCAAAAUGGGUCUUGACUUCUACUACGUCCCUGGAUCAGCUCCAUGUCGUGCUGUUCAAAUGACCGCUAAGGCUGUUGGCGUCGAUUUGAACUUGAAACUAACAAACUUGAUGGCUGGUGAACACUUGACGCCUGAAUACAUUAAGAUUAACCCACAACAUACCGUUCCCACAUUGGUCGACGAUGGAUUUGCUCUUUGGGAAUCACGCGCCAUUAUGGUCUACUUAGUCGAACAGUACGGUAAAACCGUAAGCCUUUAUCCAUCGGAUCCAAAGGCCCGCGCCGUUGUUAACCAACGAUUGUACUUCGACUUGGGUACAUUGUAUCAACGCUUGGCUGAUUUCUACUACCCACAAAUCUUUGCCAAAGCUCCAGCAAAUCCAGACAAUUUGAAGAAAUUGGAAGAUGCCGUUGGUUUUUUCAACACCUUCUUGGAAGGCCAAACCUAUGCGGCCGGUGACAAUUUGACCGUUGCUGAUAUUUCAUUAGUCGCUACCGUUUCAACAUUGGAUGUUGCCGGUUUCGAUCUCUCGAAAUAUCCAAACGUUGUUGCGUGGUACGAAAAAUGCAAGGCCACCACACCAGGCUAUGACAUCAACGAAGCUGGACUAGCCGAAUUCAAAAAAUUCUUCAACUAAGCAGUAUACUCAUCACACACACACACACACACGCACUUCGUGUGUAUGGAACGGUGUUCGUGCAUUUAGCACCUGUGAUGCGCGCAUCACGCACCGUAAUUUUUAAUAGCAUGCCGCACUUUUCCCUUCCAUUUAAUUGGUCAUUCCAAAAACUAUAUAGUUCUACUUUUUUGCACAUUAUUAUUCCAUCAUUCAUUCAAUGAAUUUUAAUAAAUAAAAACGCACUGCGAACACAUUUUUUCAAAAUGAAA